Molecule: messenger RNA, 4845 nt
Organism: Anastrepha ludens (Mexican fruit fly)
Lineage: Eukaryota; Metazoa; Arthropoda; Insecta; Diptera; Tephritidae
Exons: 4
Coding region: 2594-3130 (178 amino acids)
Source: RefSeq, a predicted model, not a curated record
UCUGCGUGCGGCAAAAGUAUAAAAUUUUAUAAACGGUCGAAUUGGAAAAGGUGAAUUUUGUUUUUAGCAAUAAAAAUAUAUAGUAAUUUAACCAAAGCGCGUGUAAUGUACAAAAACAAAGACGAAAACGAAAAAUUCAAAUCGCUAAGUAAAUUAAAGAAAAAAAAGACAAAAUUGUGGAAAAUUUGCAAGAAAAUCGAAAGCAAUUAAUAAUAAUUUUCUAAAUGGCAAAGUGAAGAAAGAUAUCCAAAUAUUUUUAAGUAAUUUCAAGAAAAUUUCUAUUUAUAAGAAAAAAAGUGAAAUGUAUUUAAAUGUAAAUCACAACAUGCAAACAAUUAUAAAUAAAAAUAACAAUAAUAACUAGAUUCGGGAGAGUAAAGAAAACAAACUGCACACACAUACAUGUACAUAUGCAUGCCAGGCAAUAUUGAAUGAAUAACAUUUUUAAAAAUAAAACGUGCUAAAAAAGUAGUAUUUUGCAACGUGUUGGCGGUUUGACGAUAAUUUUCGUUAAACUCAAAAAACCUACAUAAACUGCAGUUUCGAAGUACAAACUUGUGUACAUUUACUAAUCCGACCAACAGCAACAAUAAAACUAUAUAGACAGCGCCAGCAGCAGUGGCAGCGUCAAAAAAAUCAAAUUGUCUCUUGAUAUCUAUCUACUUACAUGCAUACACACAUACAUUCAUACAUACACACACAUACAUAUGUAGAUACAACAUACAAACUUGCGACCACAGCUCACUUGCAUAUGUGCACAUUUCGAACGCCGGCGGUGUAAAACGAGAUACGGCAACGUCGUUGACAACAACAGUAACAACAACAAGUCGAGAGCCAGUCAGCUAAUCCCACCGGCUCGUCGGAACGUCCGUCAACCCCUCAGCCAGUCAGCGAGCCAGUCCGUCAGUGCGUCAGUCAGCCAGUCGACCACGCAGUGUGCAUACGCAGCAGGUACCUACGUAUUUUGUCGUAAAUCAGAUUCGUCGAGUCUACCUACUUACCUACCUACUGGCACUAUUGGAGCGCCCAAAAACAACUGAUCGCAAUAAAAGUAAAAAUCAUCAGCAGCUACAACAAUAACAACAAACAAGUGUAAGGAAUAGCAACAAUUUAAGACGCACAGUUCAUCCAAUCUGAGUUGCGAUUCGAUCGGUUGCAAAUGCACACAGCCAUACUUACGUACACAGUUAGUUUGUCACUCAGCGGAGAGCUUGGAGCGUAGCCAGGGGGAAAAAGUUUGAUUUACGAAAAAACGAAGGAACUCUUGGAAUGGUGGGAGUGAAUUAAAAGACGAAUGUGUUGAAAAAAAGCAAAAUACUGUGAAAAUUAAAAACAAAGACAUACUCAAGUUUGGAGGACCAACUAAAUUAUUGUUGGUUUGAACUUAACAGCGAAAAAUAGUGCAAUUUUAAAUCUGAUUUCGAUGUAAUAUUUGAGUUUUUAAGAAAAUUGUAGAUCUCAUUCAAACUAAACAAAAACAAAAAAGCCUUUUUGCUGCACAAUCUACGCUAAUCUGCACUGGCCACCCUAACUCUAAGAUCAUCGCCAAAUUCAACUACAAAAUUGAAAUUGAAAAUAAUAAUAAAAAUCGACACUUGAAAGAGUCAAAUAAGUUUAUUGAAAAAAAAAAAAUUAUAAUAAUUUUUAAUUGAUAACAGUGCUGGCAGAAUCGUGGCGUUUCGUGCAUGACAUCAGUAAAAGAUCGAAUAAAAUUGAUAAAAAAUUUGUUAUAUUCAACUUUAUGAGAACAAUUCUGAAAUAUUGUUUCAAAAUUAGGAAACAAAUAUUUUUCACUUGCAAAAGUGCGCGAAGAAUCGGUAAUUUGGCGCGCUCCUAGAGAGUUCAAAGCAAGAGCCAGCGAAAAAUUAAACAAAUUUCUUAUUGUUCUAAGAAAAUUGUGGAAAUCAGUGUUUUAUUAAUUUGCUAAAGAAUUCAGAAUAGUAAAAAAGAAAAAAGCAAACGCAAGUGUAACAAAGUUGGUGUAAAAUUUUCGCGAUCAAUGUAAGAUCACCGGAAUGUUUACAAAUAAAAAUUAUUUGUGAGUUGCUUCUUUUGGCUAGUAAAUAUUUGAAGUGCAUCUAAAAAAUUAUGCAAUAAUAUUUGAAAUUGUUUAAUAAUAUAAAUUUUUAAUUUUCAUAAUUUUGUAUAUUGCAAAGUUUGAAAGAAAAUUCAAGAGGUCAGUGUGGGUUCCACUGAAAAAAUUGUAUGAAAUUAAUAACUGAGCGAUUAAAAAUUCUGUGUAAUCCAAAAAUAUAAAAGAGGACAUUACACAAAAAACAAAAAAAAAAAAAAAAAAAAAAAAUCAGUGCGCGUUCAUUUAUAAAAACAACGGGAGUUAAUAUUAUAUAGAGGAGUAAAUAAAACAAACAAAUUCUGAAAAGUGUGUUCUUACAAAACACCGUUGUUUAAACACGAUUUCAGGCAGAAAACUAUUUAUCACUCGACAAGGCAGGGACAGGAGCCAUUUCCACGCACCCCGUCUAAAUCGAUAAACAUUCGCUGCAAAUUCAGCAACAUUCGCACUUUUCCAAGGCAGUGAUACGAGCAGCGUCGCUUAUCGUGCAAUUUAGCCAACUAGAUAUGCCUACACAAUAUGGAACUUGCGAUUUGUAAAACAGAGUUGGCAACUACCAGAUUUAUGCUACCAACUGCACCGGCCUCUUUCUACCAGAAGAAUAGCGCUCACUUUAGUGAGAUACUCAACUUCAACACAAAUUAUUUGCUCAAUAAAAAUAAUCCAAUCAACUGUAGUAGUAGUAGUAGUGGUACUCAAAACAACAACAGCAACAGUCAAAAUAAUAGUGUCUGUGUUAGUGCUAGUGCUAGUUCUAGUCAAGUCAAUAAUAAUCAAAAUAUUAGUGUUAACAAUAACAAUAACAAUAACUCAGUUUCAAGCAACAGCGACAGCUGCAACAACAACAGCGUUAGCGGCAGCGGCAGCAUGCGUCUGAAAAAGAAUCGGAGAGUGACUUUCCUAAAAAAUCUAAUUGAGACAAAUAUCCGCAUAAAAGAAGAGCCUGAUGAUGGCAGCAAAGACAUACCACCGCCAAUGUGCAGCCUAUCGGAUAUGUCCGAUCACGAGGCGUCAAUCGGUGAGUACAACAAUGAAUGGCGUAUUUUGGACUUUUAAGACCAUCAAUAUUAUUUACUAUUAAAUGUAAUGGGGUAAGUGGUAAACAAAAUUCACAAUUUUGGAUAAAUAAAAAAAUACAAAUUAUCCCAGUGAAAUCGAUAUAUAACAAUGAGCAAGAAGAAUUCUGCUGUCGUGGAUCCCCGAUGACGUGAUGUGCCGAAGUUACUCUCACAAUUUUUCUGCGGAUGGCUAAACUUUAUAAUUUCCCAUGCUUGGUUUGCAUCAGAUUGGAAGUUGACAAAAAUUUUUGUUUUCUUAUAAACGGUUGCGUGUGCGUGACGAAGUUAACGAUUUUUCCAAUUUCCUGUAAGAAAUCGAAGCAUUCACAGUAUACAGUGAACAGAAAAAUGGCAAUAUUCACAAUAAACACUAAGCAUGAAAAUUCUUUUAUUUGCGCAAUCCAUGUCGCAUUUCCAUCGAUUGUUUUAAUUAGUUGGAUGUUUGUGGCACACUUUAGUUGAAACUGUUGCUUCAAAUGACGCAGUCUGUAACUGAAAAUGAUGGCAGCAGGCAAUGAGAAAUAAAGGCUUCUAAACUCCGUCUCCAUAGUCGUAUGACAUUAAGUUCAAAAUCUAGAGUGAAAGUUUCAAACCGCUUAAAAAAUUCCAAUUCGUCCUCGAACACGAAUAAAGGCAACUCGCUUUGCGUCUUGUCGAAAGUGGGUUUAAAGUCGAAACAUAUGAAGACCACAAAGGCAAAGAUUGACAAAGAUCAUAUCGACAAGGGCUAUCAAUUCCAUUAUACCUAUUUGCUAUUCGCUCGAUUUUUAUGUCUUGUUGACACUAAGGGAUGUUGAUCAGAAAGUUAACCUAGCAUAACUUUAGAUAAUCGUUUGUCAUUUUUGAAUCAGAGAUCCAUGAAUGUAGAUUUUCUGGCAUUUCUGGUACCCCAUUAAUGCGUUCUGCAGAUACUUAAAAUUGCAUUUUAUUUCAUAAAGGUGAGUUAAAAAACCAUUUUGAAUUCCUUGGGUAACAUAAUAAGGCCUCAUGCGUUUAAUGUAAAGAUAGUAAAAGAGAGAUGUCAUUGGAGUAGGCUGUGAGCAAUAAUAAUAACAGACACGUAUCGAAUUAAGAGACGCUCCAAAAUAAUAAGAUGGUUUGGUAUUUUCUUUUUGCCAGAUUUGUCAUGCUCGCCUAUUAUUAUUAUUUCCUAUGGUUCCAGUGAGGAAUAAAGGGCCACGACGAAUUCCUUCCAUUCAAAUUUGCUCUGCGCCAGUCUCUUAGCUUCAUUCCAGGUUAAAUUCACGGCGCGCGUUUUCAAAUCCAACAAUCGUCUCCAAGUGUUCAAUGGCCUUCCUCGUCUACGGCUGUCUUGCGGAUUCCACUCAAUAGCGGUUCUUGUCAAGUCAUCAUGUUUUCUACGAAGCGCGAGUUUGUUUUGGUUUCUGUAAUCAGGUUGUUUUAAGAUUGGUAAGAUAUUGGGCUACCGCAUUCGAUUAUGGCACCGCGGUUGCCAGCUGAUCCUCCAAACUGAAGUGCAAUUGCUUAGGUGGCUACAGCAUUUCCUCUGCGCAAGGUUUUACGGUUAUACCGCCGUUGAUUGGACGCCGAGCCUCGUUCGUUUUAAACAGGAGGUACCACAUGAAGGUGAAGUUGACAUUUCGGAGAGAUGUGCUAUGUAUUCGCGUCACCAACCGCAUUUGCUCACAUUAGUUGGUAGUUAAUGCGCCCCCGCGCUCUCCCAUGAAUGGAUUCUUUUAACCACUUUUUGUU